This is a messenger RNA of Paramecium pentaurelia, 812 nucleotides long. NCBI's taxonomy places the organism in Eukaryota, Ciliophora, Oligohymenophorea, Peniculida, Parameciidae. The record is from the annotation of a GenBank genome assembly.
AUGAAUUCAUAAUUUCCACCUUUAAAUAAUUAAGAAGACCAAUAAUAACAACAAUAAUAACCAAAGUAGCAACCUCCUCCUUAAUAAAAUACUAUCUAAUAAUACCCUAUUUUCUAUAUAAAACCUAAUACGUAAAAUACAAAAAAUAAAAUAGUUUUCCUAUACCAAAUAUUCAAUAGUAAAAUACAAUUGAUCAUUACAAUUCUUGGUUUGUUUGUCAUCCAGUUAUGCCUGAUGACCCAUAUUUAUCAUACCUUUCUUAACUUUCUAGUAUUAUACAAAAACCUUAAACAUUCUAAAAUGAGGUCCCAAUCAAACUUGAGGUUGAUGAAGUUAUCGUAAAACCACUAAUUUAAAAUUAAGCAAAUUUGAAAUAGCAAAGACUUCAAUAACUCUAAAAUUAGACUAAAAUUAAACAAACUGAUCAUGCAAUAGGAUCAAAUAUUUAGUUUUGUAAAUGUUCUUAAAGUAGUUGUCUAAAAAGAUAUUGUUAAUGUUUUCAAAGUGGAAGAAAGUGCUUGGAUAAAUGUCAAUGCAUUGAUUGCAAGAAUUGUUCAUAAUUUUCAUAGGAAAGAGACUCAGCAAUUAAUAAGAAAUUUUAAGGAAAUAUUCCAAGUGAUAAAUAGCUAUCUUAAUAAAAUAAUAAUGGCUGUAAAUGUAGAUCCACAGGGUGCUUAAAAAAAUAUUGUGAAUGCUUCAAAAAAGGAUAAAAAUGUCUAGAGUUAUGUUCUUGUUAAGAUUGCUAAAAUAUUUCAUAUAGUAUAAGUAGUAAAGAUGAAGUGAAAAAAAAAAUAAAUUUAUAAAAUAAUUGA